CAAGUUCCUGCGGUUCGCGCCGAAGCUCAAAAGCGCUGCGGCCGCUCGGUCUCCCUUGCAGGUUUCUGCACUCUAAGUGCCUUAUGGAGUCAUUGUAUAGAGACAACUUCAUUGUUCUCAUGAUGAUCUCUCCCAGCUAGAUUUUGGUUUUAACCUUACAAAUCCAGCUGCGUCCUGUGAAUCUGGUUCCAGCGUUUACAAAACGUGAGAAAAAAUAUUGAACUGAAUAAGAAGACUGCUGAAUAUGUAGCUUUUCCUAUCUAAUUAACACCAACAAAGAAGGUACUGCAGUCUAACAUGUAUAAAAGAAUGCCAUUGUAUGAAAACAAAGUUUUUUACCAGUAGCAUGAACGCUGGCCAGAAAUGCUACUGAGCAUGAAUAUUUUGCAGACAAAAGUGUACGAGUGGCAUAUAUUGGUUGAUAAUUGCGAUGUUUGCUGAUAAUAGCUGCUUAUUCAUCUUUGUAUGCAUUGGAGUUUCUUAAGCUACAACUGGUUUUAUUGAAAGGAACUUCUUGACUUGUUGGAGUUUUUACACAGAGGCAAUUUCAUUAAUAAUAACUCACAAAAUCGAAAGCAGUUUUACAUCAUGGCCUCGAUUGUUGCUCCGGUAAGAGACACAAAAUGGCUGACGUUGGAAGUGUGCAGGCAGUUUCAGAGAGGGACUUGUUCACGUUCUGAUGAGGAAUGUAAAUUUGCACAUCCAUCCAAAAGCUGCCAGGUUGAAAAUGGAAGAGUGAUUGCCUGCUUCGAUUCCCUAAAGGGCCGUUGUACAAGAGAGAACUGCAAAUAUCUUCAUCCACCAACACAUUUGAAAACUCAGCUAGAAAUUAAUGGUAGGAACAAUCUGAUCCAACAGAAAACUGCAGCAGCAAUGCUUGCACAGCAGAUGCAGUUUAUGUUCCCAGGAGCGCCUCUUCAGCCAAUGCCAUCGUUUCCAGUAGGACCAACAAUAGGAUCUAACACAGCACUAAACUUUGCACCAUAUUUAACUCCUGUUACUUCUGGGGUUGGAUUAGUUCCUACAGAAAUUGUCCCCGCACAACCUGUAAUUGUUCCUGGAAAUCCUCCUGUAACUGUCUCUGGAUCAGGUACCACACAGAAACUCCUCAGGACAGAUAAACUGGAGGUUUGCAGGGAAUUCCAGCGAGGAAACUGUGCACGGGGUGAAACUGAUUGUCGCUUUGCACAUCCUGCUGACAGCACUAUGAUUGAUACAAAUGACAACACCGUAACUGUUUGUAUGGAUUACAUAAAAGGGCGCUGCCUGAGGGAGAAAUGCAAAUAUUUUCACCCUCCUGCUCACUUGCAGGCCAAAAUCAAAGCUGCUCAGCACCAAGCAAACCAAGCUGCACUGGCGGCCCAGGCAGCUGCUGCAGCUGCUACAGUCAUGACUCAGUCGACUGCCAAAGCAAUGAAGCGACCUCUCGAAACAACUGUAGACCUGGCCUUUCCACCUGGUGUGCUUCAUCCUUUACCAAAGAGACAAGCACUUGAGAAAAGCAAUGGUGCCAGUGCUGUUUUUAAUCCCAGUUUCUUGCACUACCAACAGGCUCUUGCUAGUGCACAGUUGCAGCAACAUGCAGCAUUUAUUCCAACAGAUAAUCCUGAAACAGUGAACAGGAAUGGAAUGGAAUGUCAAGAGACCUUGUUGAGAACAGCAAAGCAUUGUUACUGUACAUACAACCCUGUCUCUUCCUUAACAGAAUUGCCACAAACUGCAUGCUGAGUAAAGAGUUUGUUCAUCUGGACAAAACACACUUAAGAGCUAGUACUGCUAUAUCAUAUAUGAAUAUUAAAUAUGGUAUGCUUAGUAUAUUCAAAACUAAUCUAGUUAACUACCUGAUGCCAGCUGUGAUGGUUCAAGACAUAAAAGGGUAAUAUUUUUCUUUUAAAAGUUUUAUAUAACACUGUUUACUUCUUAGGAAUGUUGUCUUACCACCAUAAAAUAGUGAAUGUAAGUAGUCCCGUUCAUAUAUUGUAGAGUUCACAAUUUUAUGACUCUUUCAAUGUUAGCAAUAAAUGAUUUACAUUGGCCACUAAAUCCAGGAUCCAAACAAUUACAUGAUUAGUUCCCCAUAAGUGCUGUUGCUUUGGUUGCAUGUUUCUUCAACUGUACUCUCCCCACCCCAGUUUGCACAGUGAACUUCUCUUGAAACUGGACUUUCAAAAGUACAUUGUAAUACUGCAAAGGAGAAUGUGGCUCCAAGCGUGUAGGUUAAGGGAGAAAAAAAAAAUACUUUGGGCAUAUCAGAACUCUUUGGUUCUUUGCCAAUAUAUGCCAACUAUAGAUUUAGUAAUUUGACAUUCUGUACUCUCUUAAAAAGCUGACUUCUCUAUUGCAGGACAAAAUAAGUGAUGCAGUAAUGGAAUGUUAUAUUCCUACACCACUAGAGGUUCCAAACAAAAUAGUUUUCCUAGCCCGGUGUCCUCCAGAUAGGUAGGAUUACUGUUUCCAGCAUAUGCAGCCAGCAUAGCCAAUGGCCAUGUGGUGGUGGUGGUGGUCCAGGGAGUCAUAAUAUACCAUGUCUGAGGAACAGUCAAUUGGAUGAAGCUGAAACAGAGGAUCCAAGGUAAAGCACAAAUUGCAGUAAUGCACACAAGCUGCUUUGGGAUAUGUAUGGAGAAGUUAUACUGGAAUCACAACAUUCUAGAAUUAAAUCAAACCUUUGCACGGUAUGAUUUUCAUACCCCUAACAAAAGUCUUGACUAUGUUAUUUUACAAAGAGAGAAUAUUUUUUAAAGAAGUCUUUGCAGAAGUGCCUAAAUUUUGUCACAUAAAACUUGAAACUUAAGUGACACUGCAGUCUAUAAUUGAAUCUAUGCCAGGUGGUUAAGCUUUCAGAUUUGCAAUCAGGUUACCAAAAAUAAUGUUAUAACUUCUUCCCAGUUAAGGAAAUGGGGCUACAGGUUAUAUGAGAUGAUAUGACAUUCUAUUUUAACUCAAAACUCAAUGCAGUCACUGUAAAAGCUAAUAAGUGACUUUAAUAUAGAUGAUUAGGAAAAUAUGGAAAAGGAUGUACAAAGAGCUUCAUUUUAAUCCACUGUUACUGCUGCCAUAUUUUUAAAAUAAGAUUUAAAAAGGUAUAAACAGGCUUACAACACAGAGAAAGAAACUAGUUCUUUUCAUUGUUUCUUUAAAAGAUUUUAUGUCACAGAAAUACAAAGUUAUAUUUUAUACAGCUGUAUUAAAUACAGAUUGUAUUAUAUACAGCUGUAUACUGUACAGGCACACAUAUGGGCAAAACAGAUUUUAAUAUUUCCUUUUUCAAAACUGCAUUGAUUUACAAGAUAGUUAUGUACAUUUGACUAAGGUAUGUUUGUUUUUAAGGUUUCCACACUGUUUUACCAAAUAUGUUACAUUUCAUGUUUUGUAUGUUGCACAUAUAUCUCAUAAAUAUAUAGUUUUUAAAUUAAUGUUUCUAAACAAAAACUUGUCUAGGAAAAUAUGCGUAAUUGUUGGAAACAUUUUCCCUUAUGAACAUUAUAAAUGAUUGCAGUAUUUUAACUUGGGCUUUUCAGACUGAUAUUAAGUUUUAUAGCUUUGGCAGCACCGCCUAUUGUAGGAGACCAGAACUACUAAUUGAUGUUUAACAACUUUAUUUUACAGUAUUAAUUUUGUUUUUCAAAUGUCUAAUGUCUGUUUAUAUUAAUAGUACUUCGAUCAUUUAAGGAAGAACACACACAUACACCCAAAAAUCUUAUGGAAAACAAGUUUGUAAUCUUGUAUUUAUUUUCAUUUGUGAGAAAAAUGUAUGCAAUUUUUGUUUUUACUUGUAAAUUUACUCUGUCAUUAUAACUUGUUUGUUGACUUGGCUGUUUACUUAACCUGUGGUUGUUAAGAGUUUUUUAAUGAUCCAUUUAAAUAUUUGGUACUAAAUGGCAAAUUAUGUAUGUUUACAAUAUUUAAACUGUAGAAAGAAUAUAUGAACAUACUAUGUUUAAACAAUUAUUUUCUUAGAAUCACUCUAAUAUUAUUUACUGUCCAUUGAUAAACAGAUUUUCAAGACAUGUAUGAGU
This is a messenger RNA of Python bivittatus (Burmese python), 4019 nucleotides long. RefSeq names its product muscleblind like splicing regulator 2 (gene MBNL2). Gene Ontology annotation, molecular function: metal ion binding; RNA binding. Gene Ontology annotation, cellular component: cytoplasm; nucleoplasm. Lineage: Eukaryota; Metazoa; Chordata; Lepidosauria; Squamata; Pythonidae. The record is from RefSeq and is a predicted model, not a curated record. Gene Ontology annotation, biological process: regulation of RNA splicing.